Molecule: messenger RNA, 1176 nt
Organism: Paramuricea clavata
Lineage: Eukaryota; Metazoa; Cnidaria; Anthozoa; Malacalcyonacea; Plexauridae
Source: the annotation of a GenBank genome assembly
CCUUGUAACAUUCUUGUUAUAUCGUGACUGUAUCAGACUUGUUAGAACAACCUUGUGGCAAGUCUGAUAAUUCCAUCAAGCUUGUUCCAACAACUGGGAACAGGCAGUGCUGAGUGCGAACAGAACUUGUCGACAGCUUUGUAACAACUUGUUUGCAGUAGGUACAGGGCUGUUCGUAACAAGUUGCUUGUUGUCGGCUUGUUGUUAACAACUUUCGUGUUUCGCUCGCUACUCUGGUUUAAAUAAAUGAUUACAAAGCCCAGUCGAAUUGUAAUCAAGACCCAACGUUUCGACACUCCAGUCUAGUGUCUUCAUCAGGGGUGAUUAAGAAGCUACGAUUGCAACUUUAGAUCACCCCGACCGUAUCUCAGAUUCCUGCCUCGAUAUUCCAGGUUACAAUUUUGUUCAUAAAAACCGCAGUGUGGGCUCCCACGGAGGGGUUGGGGUGUACAUCAGGAACACGAUAUUUUAUAAGCCUCUGAAUCAUCUCCACCAUACAGAAUACGAAGUUCUGUGGGUCUAUUUUCGUCCAAGUAGACUUCCCCGCGGGUUUUCCUGCUUGAUACUUGGUGUCGUUUACCAUCCACCUAAUGCUAAUGAUGAUGAAAUGCUCCAAUUUCUCUCCACAUCACUGAUUACUAUUGAAAGCACCUAUCCUGGCUGUGGGUUUAUUCUUGCAGGCGACUUUAAUCGGUUAAAAUGCAAUCGGAUAUUAACACAGUUUAGUUGCAAACAGAUUGUUAACGUUUCCACAAGGGCCAACCAGACUUUGGAUCUAAUAAUAACCAACUUACAUUCGUUUUAUGAUAAGAACUCUGUCGAAAAAUUUCCGCCAUUUGGUCUUUCAGAUCAUAAUGUUGUGAUUGUCAAUCCUUGCAAAAGAGAACCCAAGUCAUGCAGUAGAAGAAUUAUCUCUAGUAGAGAUUUACGAUCUAGUAAAAGGCAUGAGCUCGGAAGAUACCUUACAUCUAUCGAUUGGUCCUCUCUGAAUCAUUUUGACACAUGCGAAAUGAAACUCCAGUAUUUCGAAGAGUUAGGACGUCUCGGUAUUACCAUUAUGCCAAUUAAGAAAACGGCUUUGCAUGUACACGAUCCUCCAUGGAUUACUGCAGAAUUUAAAGAGCUUAUAAGGAAGCGUCAAGCUGCCUUCUGCAGUGGAAAUACCUUUCAGUUCAA